ACUGGACACAGACACACUGUACACUGUAGGACCAACCUGUCUGUACGCAGUAGAUGUCCAGUCAGGACAGGUGCUUAAUUCAGUCUGUUUGACUGAUGAAGAUUUCCUCCCCGUGGACGGGACAGGGUGCAUUGUGGGUGUGCAGUAUCUGGCAGACCAACAAGGUGUAUGUGUUGCGGCAGGCAAUGGUAACCUGCUUGUCUGGAGUGUGUGUACUGGACAGAUUGAGUGUGUUGGCAGUGUGGAGAGUGGGUUCACAGCCAUGGCCUGGAGUCCAGACCUAGAGGUCCUUGUCCUCGCAACAGGUGAUGAGACCCUGAUCAUGAUGACAAGAGAGUUUGACCCUAUCACAGAGGUCUCACAGCACCCUCAAGACACAGGGGAAGCUGCCUUGGUAGAUGUUGGAUGGGGUAAGAAGGAGACUCAGUUCCAUGGGUCUGAGGGCAAGGCAGCUGCACAGGAGAAAGCAAAGGCAUACAGCUCUGCCACAUCAUGGGAUGACCGACGUCCAAGGAUCAGCUGGCGAGGGGAUGGACAGUUCUUUGUGGUCAGCAGUAUCAGCCCACACACAGGUGGACGACAGUUACAUGUGUGGACACGGGACUGCUCACAUCACUCCAGUAGCGAGCCUGUGGAUGGGCUGGAGCAGACCCUUGCAUGGAGACCAUCAGGAAGUCUUGUGGCCUGCUCCCACAUGCGACCAAACAAGCAUGAUGUUGUGUUCUUUGAAAAGAAUGGUCUUCGUCAUGGGGAGUUCACUCUGCCAUUUCCUGUAAAUAAGGUGAAGGUUCGGGAGGUGUUGUGGAACAUGGAGUCAACUGUCUUGGCUGUGUGGUGUGAAGAGAUGUGUCCAGAUCGUCUCAACCAACAUCCCGAACAUCUUCCAGUAUCAUAUGUUCAACUCUGGACAGUGAACAACUAUCACUGGUACCUGAAGCAAAGUCUCCAGUUCCCGGCUGCACAAAGAGUGUUGGAUGUGCAGUGGGACCCUGAACAUGGAUAUAGAAUGCACAUUGUGUGUUCUGGGGCCCAAUACUUGCAGUAUACUUGGUCCUGGGUAACAUGUCACAGCUUUGGGAAGUCAGCAGAUGAUUUGGCCACAGUGACAGCGAUUGAUGGACACAAAGUCCUUGUGACACCAAUGAGACAGAUGGUUGUACCACCACCAUUGUCUGCCUUCCAGCUGGAGUUGCCUGCCCCUGGCAGUCAGGUGACAUUUGGUCCAACAGGCUUGAGUAAUGACAUUGCAGUGAUGCUGUCUGAUGAGAGGUUGGCUGUGUAUCAUCUCCAGGAAGAAGCCAAAGAUGCAUCUGAUGCAAGUGUGAAGGUUGGAGCAGCAGGAGGGACUGGCUUCAGUGUGCAGUGCAGGAGACACUCACUUCAGGGAGUGUACAGCUUUGACUAUGCGUCUGAGAUUGUGACAUUUCCACUUCACAUGCACCACCUGACCUGGAUAAGCCCGGACUGCUUCCUCUUCUGUGGCCUGGAUACUGGCAACACCCACUCUGUUCUGUACAGAGCCCAGCUGGCCACAGACAAGUUAACUGUCAGGUCAAGCCUGCAUGUUGAAAACCUGGUACAUCGCUAUAGCUGUCAGUAUGGAGACUCCGUCGUGGCAGUCCAGUUGUGUGAUGGGACUGUGCUUCGAUAUCUGACAGAUGAUGACAGUCUGUUGCCAUGGAACAUGGAGUCUGGACAGGACCUCCAGCUGUCACAUGCCUGCAACCAGAUGUCUGUGUGUCUGAUAGGGGGAGAGGAAGUUGUCCUGGGACUAACUGACAGAUACAGAUUCUAUGUGAAUGACAAGGAGAUUGCUUCUAACUGUACAUCAUUUGCUGUCCAUGAUGAGUUCCUGCUGCUGACUACACUGAGCCACACGUGUCGAUGUAUUUCACGACAUACCAGAGUCAGAGAUUUACCUAGCCUGUCUGAUGGCAAGGCCCACCCUUUUGAUGAGAGUGUACGGCGUGUGGAGCGAGGGUCCCGCAUCGUGACUGUGGUCCCGGAGGACACAAAGCUGGUGCUGCAGAUGCCGAGGGGGAACCUGGAGGUCAUACAUCCACGGGCUCUCGUACUCUCAGCUGUCCGCAAGUAUCUUGAUAGGCAGCAGUACAAGGAUGCAUUCCUGGCAAUGCGGAAACAUCGGAUCAACAUGAACCUGAUGUACGACCAUGACCCCCAGAUGUUUUGCGAUCACAUCCAGCUGUUUGUAUCUCAAGUGGAGGCAGUAAACCAUCUAAACCUCUUCCUCACCGACCUCCAGGAGGAAGAUGUGACCAUUACCAUGUACACUGCAGCAUACAACAGACACUCACAGCCAGACAGCCAGGUGACAUCCAAGGUGGAUAGAGUCUGUGACUGUGUGAGAGAGGCACUCACACACAUGGACAGAGACAAACGUGAUUUGAUGAAGGAAGAUGAUCCAGAUGCAAUCACUCUACCCCGACAUCGACCCGAUUGCGAGACAAGAAAGGAGGGAGUCACUGUCACGGCGGAGGAGACGCUAAAGUACCUGCUCUUCCUUGUUGAUGUCAAUGAACUGUAUGAUGUGGCUCUUGGAUCUUAUGACUUUGACCUUGUGUUGAUGGUUGCAGAGAAAUCUCAGAAGGACCCGAAGGAGUAUAUUCCAUUCCUGAACAAACUGCGUAGGAUGGAGGAUAAUUACCGCAGGUUUGCCAUUGAUCAACAUCUCCGCCGCUUCAGAAAGGCUCUGCAACACAUUGCUGGAUGUGGUGACGACAAGUUCCAAGAAUGUCUGACUUUUGUAGAGGAGCACAAGUUGUAUGGGGAUGCUCUGAAGCUAUUUGCCCCAGGGACUUCACAGUUCAAGCAAUUAGCAACAUUGUAUGGGAACUACCUGUGUGAGAAGAACCGUUCAGACGAGGCAGGAGUGAUGUACAUCAAAGCUGAAGAGUGGGAGCUGGCAUUGGAAGCAUUCACAGCCUGCAACAACUGGAGACAGAUGUUCUGUCUGACUGUCAAACUUGGUUACUCUUCUGAAAAGGAGGCAGAGAUUGCCAGACAGUGUGCACGUCAGCUGCAAAGUAUGAAAAAUUUCAACGAUGCUGCAGUUGUGUUCGAGAGAUAUGCUGAGGAUGUUGAGGAGGCCAUUGUCUGCCUUAUAGAAGGUGCAUUGUGGGAAGAAGCAUUGAGAAUGAUGCACCAACACAGAAGAACUGAUUUCAUUGAAACAAAUCUGAAGACUGCUCUUCUAGAAUGUCAUGAACAACACUUGGAGACUCUUGAGGAGUACCGUGAUAAUUUCGAGAAACACAAGAAAAGACUUAGUGUUGUUCGGGAGCAGAGGGAGAAACAGAAACUGGAGAUUCUGGAUGGUGAUGUGCCUUGCAACAAUAUGGACUCUGACUUGUUCUCUGACACAAGCAGUGCUACAGGGGCCAGUCUUCAGUCCUCUCACUACUCCUACAAUAGCCAGAGGUCGACAGUCAUCAGUCGCAGAACUGGAGUGAAUAUCGAAAUGCCCUCCGAUACUGUUGACGUCACUAUAUCAGUCUCUGCGAGGAGACCCACGGGACAGUCUCUGCGCGAGGAGACCCACGGGACAGUCUCUGAGAGGAGACCCACGGGACAGUCUCUGCGAGGAGACCCACGGGACAGUCUCUGCUCCACAUAUGAGCCGAUUCCGUUGUUUAAAACACUCCUCCAAGAGCAGGAAGAAGGGGACAAGCUGAGAUGGAGUCUGAAGGAGGGCAGUCAGUAUGAAGACUGUGCCCUGAUUGAUGCUCUGGCCAAGAUCAUCACGGCAGUGGACAGCUUGAAGGAGGAAGUCAACUCUCUGAUGAGGGCACUGGUACAGUUUCACUACGAUGCCUUAGCUUUAUCUCUCCACCAGCAGUUGGACUCUUUUCUCACACUGAUUGACAAGUCCAUCCCCUGCAUCUGGCUGGAAGAAAGCCUACAGGAUGCUCACCCGAUCCUGGGUCCAAACAUGACAUCAAAUGCCAUAGCACAGGCCAUGCAACAAAACAGCAGUAGCAACACAAGGGAACAGAAAGAUCCAGUGUUGAUGGCCCCACCCAAGCGUAGGAAGGAUGUUCGCUGGAGACUACACAUGGUGCACACUGGAGGAGACCACUGAUGGAACCACUGUAGGUGAAGCUGUCUUGAACAGAUGUGGUCCUGGGUUUGAAACGUGCACAGAAUACUGGAUGUGGUUCAGUGUUUGAAGUGGAAUGUGCACAGAAUACUGAAUGUGGUCCAGUGUUUAAAGAGGAAUGUGCACAGAAUACUUGAACAGAUGUGUUCCAUUUUGUGGUGCUGGAAUACUUGAAUGGAUGUGAUCCAGAGUUUCUAAACAGGACCAAACUGUCAGUACCAGAGUUACCCAUCCCAGCGCUUAUGGAAAGAGAUCACAGUACUCACAAAGAGAUCAAACUGUGCUUAAAAUGGAAUGUGCUUAGAGUAGUUGAGAUCAACCUGUGUGUAAAGUGUAAUGUGUACAGAUCGCAAGAACAGAUAUGGUCCUGUGUUUACAGUGAAGUGUAAACAUGAUCUGUUGAGCAAAGUAUGUCCUCAUUUGGAAGUGGAUUAUGUAUUCUGUCCAAUUGGACACUGUCUUUGUUUCAAGUGAUAUUUUUGCCACAACUAUUUGUUGAUACUAAGUGUUUAUUUAACUUAAGGAACAAAGUGGUAUUUAACUACUUGUACAAAUGACUGAACGAAUAAAGCUACAUGGUUUUAAAGAAUAGAUGUUUGAAAAAUAUGUCAAAAAAGGUGGUUAUUGUCCCCCGCUGCAACACGAAACGGAACUAGGUAUUCAGCAGCAUCCAUUAUUAGUUACAUGGUGUUUUGAAAGGGUGUAUGGGACUACAUAUGACCCUUGUAAAGUCUGUAUUUCCUUAGGCGCAGCCUCAGCCUCAGCCUCCUGAAGUUACAAGGGUCUUACAGUCCCGUACACCCUUUCAAAACACUGUGUGAUGAAUUUAUUACCCUUAAGAUCUUUUAAUUUAGCUUAUCUGUUAACAAAAACAUUCAACCUUCAGCAGAAUGAGACGCAAAACAUUUCGUCUUGAUUUUUCCUGAACAGUCAUAAAGGGAGAUAACUCGGGAUGGCUUAGUUUAUGAUAAAAAUUAUCGAAUUUGAGGGGUUUUUUAAUGACAAGUGAAAUACAGAAACAUUUUAUUUUUUGGAUAUAUUUAUUGACACAAACAAAUAAGAAAUUAUGGCAACAAUUUUGUUACUCUUUUUAUACUCAUAAUUGUAUGUAUACGCCAACUAUAAAAUUUCGAAGUGAUCAGCCGUUUGUGGCACAUUCCAUCUGAGGUCAAGGUCAUUCGUACAACCCGUGUAGUGUGUCGUGGUUCGUACACCCUUGCAAAUUUACCUACAUGGUUUCGUAUGCUUUGGCUAUUAACUAAUCAGAAUUCGACAAAUUUAUCUUAUGGGUUACAAACGUCUGUACAUAUGUCCCAAUUCUUGUUAACGCAAUAUCUAAGGAACUGUUGUACCCAAAGUCUUCAAUUUUGGUGACAGCCUACAUAAGGGAUUAGGCACAAGUCGAUUUGUCAUGGUCACCACCACACUUUGACCACUUCUCUUUUUCAAACUCUUGUUAACCAAUAUCUCAUGCACUGCUGUACCCAAUGUCUUCAAAUUUGGUGACAGCCUACAUUGGGAAAUUGCACAGACACAAGUCAAUUUUGGUGACCUUGAUCUUAUCUUCAAGGUCACCACCACACAUUGACCACUUUUCAAACUUAUGUAAACGUGAUAUCUCAUAAAACUUUGCACCCACUGUCUUCAACUAUAUCGACAGCCUACAUUGGGUGAUUACACCCACAACAGUAAUUUCAGAGUGACCUUUACCUUAUUUCAAGGUCGCAUGAGACUUUCAAAAUCUCACCCUUCUCAAUCCCUGGACCUGUUAUGAUCAUGUAACUAACAGAUUAAUGUAAUAUGUUAUUCUUUCAUGACUAAAAGGUUGUAUUGUCUUUGAAGAUUUAGACAUAAUAACAGUCACCUGUUUUGAAUAUUAUAUAUCGUUAAGAUCGUUAAAAUUUUAGCCUCUGAGCCGAAGAAUAUAUGCCUUUUCUUUCAAACUUGGUGUCAGGAAUUAACAUAACAGGUAUCAGGGUGGGGUAGGGUAGAAAAUUUGGACCCUUCAGCCCUAAUACACACUUGUACUGGCAGUGGAUAUGUCAAACUGCAUCUAUGCAUUCAAAUCUACUGUAUUCCUGAAGUACCUUCAGAGUUAGGACAAGAUUCUGAGAAGUGACCAUGACUAAAACCUACAUCACACAAAAGAUAAUCUUCUAUGUGAACAAAAGAUGAAAACGAGGAAAUAUGUUAUAUUUAAUUUUUCUGGUCUGGUCUGGUUUUGGAUUUCUUUUUUUGCAUUUCCAUGUACAUCAAUAUAUAUAUAUACUGUAUUGUUCACUAUGAUAUUUAUCCACCUGACGAAGGAUCAAGAACUCGCCCAGAAACGUUGCGUAAAAUAAAUCAAGAAUUUGUUAUCCAUAA
This is a messenger RNA of Haliotis rubra (blacklip abalone), 6481 nucleotides long. RefSeq names its product putative elongator complex protein 1. Gene Ontology annotation, molecular function: tRNA binding. Gene Ontology annotation, cellular component: elongator holoenzyme complex; cytosol. NCBI's taxonomy places the organism in Eukaryota, Metazoa, Mollusca, Gastropoda, Lepetellida, Haliotidae. Gene Ontology annotation, biological process: tRNA wobble base 5-methoxycarbonylmethyl-2-thiouridinylation. The record is from RefSeq and is a predicted model, not a curated record.